Messenger RNA from Scomber japonicus (chub mackerel), 1807 nucleotides. Its product is annotated as stomatin-like protein 2, mitochondrial. Gene Ontology annotation, cellular component: membrane. The transcript is spliced from 10 exons. Lineage: Eukaryota; Metazoa; Chordata; Actinopteri; Scombriformes; Scombridae. The record is from RefSeq and is a predicted model, not a curated record. Bases 77 to 1135 code for a protein of 352 amino acids.
AAAACCUGAUAAAAAUGAAAACUAGGUUCAGAGGUUGUUGUGGCACCUUUUGUAGAAAUUAAACACAUACCUCAACAUGUUGGGGGCAUUGUAUAGGGGUGGCGGCGUCGUUUUAAAGAACUCCUUCAGGACUGUGCCCAGGCUGUGGGGGACUCCCACCCAGCAACGAUGGGCCUCCCGUUUACCCAUGAACACUGUGGUCCUGUUUGUGCCGCAGCAGGAAGCCUGGGUGAUCGAGAGGAUGGGUCGCUUUCACCGGAUCUUAGAGCCGGGACUGAACCUCCUCAUUCCCGUACUUGACAGAAUUCGUUAUGUGCAGAGCCUUAAAGAGAUUGUAAUCGACGUUCCUGAACAGUCAGCUGUAUCACUAGAUAACGUAACGCUGCAAAUUGAUGGAGUCCUUUAUUUAAGAAUACUGGAUCCUUUUAAGGCUAGUUACGGUGUGGAGGAUCCUGAGUAUGCUGUGACUCAGCUCGCACAAACCACAAUGCGUUCAGAACUGGGCAAACUGACGCUGGAUAAAGUGUUCAGGGAAAGGGAGUCUCUUAAUUCCAACAUCGUCCACUCCAUCAAUCAGGCGUCAGAUGAGUGGGGCAUCCGCUGCCUGCGCUACGAAAUCAAAGACAUACAGGUUCCACCUCGGGUUAAAGAGUCGAUGCAGAUGCAGGUGGAGGCCGAGCGUAAGAAGAGAGCAACAGUGCUGGAGUCUGAGGGGACACGCGAAUCGGCCAUCAACAUCGCAGAGGGUUACAAACAAGCGCAGAUCCUUGCUUCGGAGGGCGAGAAAGCAGAGAAGAUAAACAAAGCAGCUGGUGAGGCCCAAGCUAUUUUGGCCAAAGCAGAAGCCAAAGCCAAAGCCAUAUGUGUGCUGUCACAGGCUCUGACCGAACAGAAUGGGGGUGCUGCAGCCUCUUUGAGUGUUGCCGAACAGUACGUCUCUGCUUUCUCCAACCUCGCCAAAGAGUCCAACACUAUCCUCCUGCCCUCCAACUCCGGUGACAUCAGCGGAAUGGUCACACAGGCCAUGACCAUUUACAACACAUUGGCCAAACCAGUGCCACAAAUUGAGCAUAUAAAGACCAAGAUGGAGGAACCUGGGGAAGAGCCUCCGGUCCAGUCAACAUCAGCUCAAUAGCAGAGGAUGUCAUUACAGCUCUAAACUGCAGCAUACACUGAAAAUAGAGGAAGCAGUUUUCCAUAAUUAUGGAGUACAAUGACAUUGCUGUGUGAGUUCUGUAAGCGUCUGGUGCACAGGGCGCUCUAUCUACUGCAGGGCACAGAUGUCGAGGCAGAGGAACGCCACUUGAUAAACGGAUAAGCUGAGCAAGGAUGUGCUGGGGGAGAAAGGAGAAAAACUGAACACUAAAUUAUAUUACUCAUGUCUGUCAGGUGUUGGAUUUCAACUAAAUCAACUGUGAAUACCGCAAAUUGUAUCUGUGAUAAGGGACUCUUUGCUCUGCUAGUAUCUAUAGCUUCUUAAUAAGCCUUAAAAGUUCUUCAGUGGACCUUUGGUGGCUUUGACAUUGAUUACAGUAAGUGUUUUGAGUCAAAUGUCAGUCUAGCUAUUCAUGGUUGGAUGUAAUAUAAUUUCACAAAUGGUUGUUUUCUUUAUUUUUUUUUUACAUGGGCAUUCAUUUAAUCUUAUUGUUGAGGAAGAUGUAAACUUAAAAGCACUUGGGUAAUAAAACUGCCUCAUGAGAAGCUGCAGUUUUGGGAAGAUGUAGCUUACAAAUGUAUCUUGGUGUUGGAUGUUGGGGGUCACCUCUAUAGCCACUAAGAAAAAUAAAGCAAAAUUAAAGUUUAUAAA